GACUUGCGAGAUCAUGUGACUCAUGACUUGGUCAAAAUGGCGGUAGAACAGAAAUAAAAAUAAGUUUUCGUUUUUCUGUAUAAAUGGCAGAUGGAAGUUCAAAAUACAAUUGUUUAAAGAAGGAAUUUAUUACAAACAGUAAACGAUUGACAAGUGAUGUGACGUUUUUAGACAAUAUGAGCGAAGAAAAUACAGCUCACAUAAGUUCAGGAGAAAUUGAAAGUAAAAGAACACAAAAAUGCAACGAACUUCUACUUAGUCCUGUAAUGCUGUGUACAGCGGCUGAACCACCGUCAGAAACAGAGAUCACAAGAAUUAAACUAACGAAAUCUGUUAUGCCAAAAAUUCUUAACAGCAGGUAUAUGCAGUCAUCAAGAUUUUUUAGACUACAUGAUGAUGAUCCAAUAGAAAAUGAAAACAGUGAUUUAGCAUUGGGAGAAUGUGGUCAUAAUAUCAAAUGUCACAAUGAUGAGAAAAGACCACAUGAUUUGUUGAAAAGAUCUCAAAACUCAAACAAAUACAAUGAAGAUUAUUCUUUGAAAGCAGAACCAACGUCCUUAAAUACAGACAAUUACCACUCCAAUAUAUGUGACUGCAGAAACUGUUUAAUAAGCUCGGCUGGACACAAAAGUUUACCAAUACUGCCAACACAAGAUUCAUUAUAUGGAAAAUCAAUAUCUAAUCAAACUUAUUUGAAGAAGCAUAAAAGCAUACCGUACCUCCAGUCAGCACUUUCAAAACAGACCUUUGAUGAAGUUGAAAUAGAGCAGAGUGAAAAAGUUAAGAAUAAACUUAUAUCAGUUUGGAAUAAUGUUAGAUAUGGUUGGACCUUGAAAACUGAAACAAAGUUUGGAAAAGACAGUCCAAUAUUUCUGCUUGGACGAUGCUAUCAUAAAAGACCAAAUGAUGAUGACCCAGAACCAGGGGAAGUUAUCCAUACACCACCAAGCAUGGAAUUGUUCAAGCAAGAUUUUCAGAGUCGGCUCUGGUUUACUUAUCGCAGAGAUUUUCAAGUAUUACCACAAACAAAGUUUACAACAGACUGUGGCUGGGGAUGCAUGUUGCGUAGCAGUCAGAUGAUGUUAGCUCAAGCUUUUAUUUGCCAUUUUCUCGGAAGAGACUGGAGAGUACAUAAUCAAACGAAAGAGCAAGAAACAUUUUAUCGUCAAAUCAUUCAAUGGUUUGGUGAUUCAUUAAGUGACCAGUCUCCAUUUUCUUUGCAUCAUCUGGUUGAGUUAGGAAAGGUCUUUGGCAAACAACCAGGAGAGUGGUAUGGUCCUUCUUCUGUUGCUUACAUUAUCAGAGAUGCAGUUAUUAAAGCAUCAACAUCUCAACCAGUGCUAAAAGAUGUGUGUGUUUAUGUUGCUCAGGACUGUACUGUGUAUAAACAAGAUAUUAUGGAGAUGUGUUCCACAAGACCAAGAAAUUUGACAAGUUCAGAUGACAGUGAUAAACAAGAUAAUGGAUGCUCUAGUCAGAUCAGUAGCUCAAGUUCUCAAAAUAAUCGAGACUGGAAAAGAUCUGUGAUUAUUUUUAUACCAGUACGGCUUGGUGGGGAAGAAUUUAAUCCUAUCUAUUCACCAUGUAUAAAAAAUCUCAUGGCUCAAGAAUCUUGUCUAGGAAUCAUUGGUGGAAAGCCAAAGCAUUCUUUGUAUUUCAUUGGAUGGCAAGAAGAUAAAUUGAUAUACCUAGAUCCGCAUUUUUGUCAAGAUUAUGUUGACAUUUUAAAGAGGGACUUUAAGAUUGAGUCCUUUCACUGCUUCUCUCCUCGUAAAGUAUCUCUGAGCAAGAUGGAUCCAAGUGCAACUGUAGGCUUUUAUUGCAGGACAAAGGAAGACUUUGACAGAUUUGUGGAACAUGCAGAAGAGAUGGUUACACCAAAGAAAGGCAGUGGUUUGUAUCCAAUGUUUGUUUUUAGUGAAGGAAAAGGGAGUGAUAUGAACAUACAUGACUUAAGUCUCAGUAUAGAAAAAUCAGUGAGAGUUCGUCAUGUCACAGUUGACCAGUGGGGCAAAACUAGAUCAUCAACAAUUGACUCUGAAGAAUUUGUAGUGUUAUAGUAUACCUGAAAUAUGCAGUAUUUAAGAAACAGCAGUUGUUGCCUACAUGAAACACCAGAAGAUACGUAGGAAAUAUGCAUAUUCAAGAUACAACAGAAGAUAGCUACAUGAAACACCGGAAGAUACAUAGGAAAUAUGCAGUAUUCAAGAUACAACAGAAGAUAGCUACAUGAAACACCGGAAGAUACAUAGGAAAUAUGCAUAUUCAAGAUACAACAGAAGAUAGCUACAUGAAACACCGGAAGAUACAUAGGAAAUAUGCAUAUUCAAGAUACAACAGAAGAUAGAUACAUGAAACACUGGAAGUGAUUGUGUAAUGUUAUUUAUCUAUACAACAUAAAAUCAAGUCCAGAUCCUGUAUAUAGAAACUUAAACCAUGAAUAUAUGGCAACAUGAACUGAUAAAUAUAUGACCAGAACUAAAAGUUUGAUUGAGGUACAAAUUUUUCAAAUCAGUCUAGCAAAAAUGAAACACAUGAUCCCGUCUUUUUUAUUUUCCGAAUGUUCUUAGUAUGUGUUAUCUUUUGAAAAACUGUGGUUUAAUGAUAUUCUACGUUGAUCUGAAAAUGCAGAAUUUCCUUAAAAUUCAUGUUAUAGAUUCUUGUGAUAUAUAACCUUGCAUGUCAGUCAGUCAGUCAGUUAUGUAGUGACUGGAGAACACAUGGACAUACAAACGUACUUAUUGGCAAAUUGAUUGACAAGGAUGUGUUUAACUAAAAGAUUGUAGUAUUUUUUAUGACUGUAAACAGUUGACUUGAAAAUGCCUAGACUAAAAUGUGAUUAAUAAUUAUAAUUAAUGAUUUAAACAAAAUUUGCAACUCAUAAAAGGCACUAAGGAACAUGAGAAAGGAUAUUUAUAUCCUUAUAAAAUGUUAAGGAUGAGAAACUGGUAUAGGUGGAUGGUCCAUUGCUCAUCAUCCUGUUUCAACAUUUUACUUAAAUAUCUCCUGAAAUUAUUACACAGAAUUACGUUAAAGUUUGUUAUUGUAUUAGGGGUAGGGAUUAGGGAUUUAACGUCGCACAGACACAUGAUAGGUCAUAUGGCGACUUUCCAGCUUUAAUGGUGGAGGAAGACCCCAGGUGCCCCUCCGUGCAUUAUUUCAUCACGAGUGGGCACCUGGGUAGAACCACCAACCUUCCGUACUGAUGCUUAAUGGUUUAAUAAUACAGAAAUAAUGAAUGAAUUGCCGCAGAAACGCUUCAAAACGUAAAAAUGCCUUAAAAUGACGUCAUUGGCGUCGUGACGUUACGUGUCAGUCACCGCACAAAAUUAAUAGCUUUUAUUUUGAAAGUACAUAAUUUUGUGCAUUUUGUUUAUUAUAACCCCACCAAACAUGUUUGAGGGGGUUAUAUAGGAGUUAGUUUUGCCGCGUCCCAUCCCGUCGCGUCCCGAAAUCUAUUAUCUCAGUUAUUACCAAAUGGAUUUGAUUCAAACUUAAAAUACAUGUUACACCUUAUCACCCACAUCAUGUGACACAAGGUGCAUAACUCUUGACACCAAGUUUUCAUGAAUUAUGUCCCCUUUUACUUAGAAUUUAAGGUUAAUUUUGUUGUAUUUUCACUAUAUCUCAGUUAUUACUAAAUGGAUUUGAUUCAAACUUAAAAUAGAUGUUCCACCUCAUCACCCACAUCAUAUGACACAAGGUGCAUAACCCUGACGCCAUUUUUUUUAUGAAUUAUGCCCCUUUUUACUUAGAAUUUAAGGUUAAUUUUGUUGUAUUUUCACUAUAUCUCAGUUACUACUGAAUGGAUUUGAUUCAAACUUAAAACAGAUGUUCCACCUCAUCACCCACAUCAUGUGACACAAGGUGCAUAACUCUGACACCAAGUUUUCAUGAAUUAUGUCCCCUUUUACUUAGAAUUUAAGGUUAAUUUUGUUGUAUUUUCACUAUAUCUCAGUUAUUACUAAAUGGAUUUGAUUCAAACUUAAAAUAGUUGUUCCACCUCAUCACCCAGAUGAUGUGACAUAAGGUGCUUAACUCUGACAUAAAUUUUUUAUGAAUUAUGUCCCCUUUUACUUUAAAUUUAAGGUUGAUUUUGAUGUAUUUUCGCUAUAUCUCAAUUAUUACAAAAUGGAUUUGAUUCAAACUUAAAAUAGAUGUUCCACCUCAUCACCCACAUCAUGUGACACAAGGUGCAUAACUCUGACACCAAUUUUUCAUGAAUUAUGCCCCUUUUUACUUAGAAUUUAAGGUUAAUUUUGAUGUAUUUUCACUAUAUCUCAAUUACUACUGAAUGGAUUUGAUUCAGACUUAAAAUAGAUGUUCCACCUCAUCACCCACAUCAUGUGACACAAGGUGCAUAACUCUGACACUAUUUUUCUUGAAUUGUGUCCCCUUUUACCUAGAAUUUAGGUUAUAACACACUAAAUAGCCACCACUAUAUAUUCUAUAUAAAAUGACAAGUUUUCACAAUGCUGCAAUACACAUCUAGACCCAUUUUAAAUUUCUUUAACUUACAUUUUCUUGUAGAGCAACAUUAAUACUGUAAAAAUAUCCAAAGAAAAGUAGAGGUCAUGUUUGAUGCAAGAAAAAUAUUUCUGGUCAAACGGACACACCGUAAUUUUUACAUUGAAAUGACAAUCACAAUUUAGGGUAGGGGUGUAUGAAUAAAUUUCACAUGUUAAAUCAGUUUGGAGUCUUUUUUCAACAUGCAAAUGCUACCAGUAUGUCAAGUAUAGGCAUGCAAUAUGAUUUCAACCAGUAUAUAGCAAUGAUUUCAAGGAAAAAUCCUUCUUACAGCAAAAAAAACUGAGAACUAUUUGAAUCCGCCAUUAUGCGACUACCAUUUUUUCAUAGGUGCUCAGGCUAUUUAGUGUCUGUAUGCCUAUAAGGAAAUAUGAAAUUUUUUUUUUCAGCUUUUUUGCUCUCUAUGUGAAGUUUCAUCUAUAUUCAGCUUAUAAAACAAGUUUCAGCCCAAACAAACCAGUAGUUUUCUCAAAAUCACUAUUUUUGUACAGCCAUCAUUUUGUCCAAAGACUGCGGUUUAAGCUGUUAAAUUUGGCUGAAUCACAUAUAGUCAUUAAGCGCUGUUUUUUUUCAAAAAACCCGUAAGAUAUUACAUCAAAUAUACCACCAGCAAGUGCGGAAUAGACAACCACACAGAAAAAAACUGAUAAUUAUGCAACUGUGAUAAAAUAUAGAACAAAAUUAGUGUUGAGUGAAUUUUUUUUGUUAAAAAAAAGCUUAUUUUUCAGUAAAAAAUGGGAAAAUUGUCUUUUUUUUCAUCUCAAAUGCAACACUACUGCAUAUUUUUGCAUUCUAUAGCUAAAGUCAUAUCUCAUGGCCAUGGUAUUCAAGUUCUCUCCAACUAUUCCUGUCAAAAUGUAACUAAAAAGGUGUUGAUACUGCACACCUGGUCUCUGCUCAAAUGGAAUGAAAUGGUAUCUAAGGAUAUUACUAAAGAUCUUCAGAUUUCACACCACACAGGUGAUGGAGAUUCUAAAGGUCAUUCUGAUGUAGACAAAGGUCAAGGAACUUAAACUGUGCACUUGAAAGAUGUGAGGCACCUAGCAAAUUCUCUAAAAAGGCAAAUUAACCGGGCACCAUUUAGAGACAAAAUGUUCCGUGGUAAACAGAAGUCUAAUCUAAAAACAGAUUUGCUCUAUCUAUUAAAUCUAGGUGUGUUUCAGAGCUAUCAAGUGCACAUAAGAAGUACAAAAGCAAUUUGAAAGUAAUAAAACACAAAAUGCCUAAUAUAAUUUCAGAAAUAGUACUAUGUUUCAAAGGUUACUGUGGUACCUCAUGUUCUAAAUACAGCUUGGUUUGUUCUGGCAACUACAGAAAAGCAAAAAACUAUAUGCCAGACAAUGUCAGGCUUAAAAUGACUGAUGAUGAUGAGACUUUACUCAGGAAAUGUAUUGAAAUUCUCCUUGGUCCAGAAAGCAUAGAAAAAACUAAAUUUUUAACAUCUACACAGAAAUGUGAAGCAGUGAACAGAUCCUAUAAUGCAUGCUUGCCCAAAAAUGUUACAUUUCUCCGCAACUGCCAUGGCCGUAUCCAUGGCCAGAUUCUAAGACUAAAUCAUGGGCUUGCUGACACUGUUAUCCUUAAAGCUAGGGUAAAUGGUGUAAAACUGUCACAUGGCUCUUCUGUUAUCAGACACCUUUUAAGAACAGAGUACUACGACAAGUUGUGUAAAACUACUAGGUACAUAUCGCGAGCAAGACACAGUUGUUUUGCAUCACGCCAGUAUAGGUACAAAUUACAUACAGAUUUACACUAUUCAAAGGGUCUCACUGACCCCAAGCCUGACUUUUCUAGCACCCCACACCUAAAAGAUCAUGCUUAUGAAUAGAAUGUGAUAUUAGGAUGAAAUAAAGAUGGUUAUAAGUAAAAUUAUUGUGCUGCCUUGUGGCCAGCUGAGCCGGCACUGCACACAUAUAACAAGUUAUAUUAACCGCACAAAUGUAAAUAAGCCUUGUAUAAGUUGUAUAUGUAAUAGUGCUAUAUUUAUCAAAAAUAUUAUACAAAAAUAGUAAACUACUGUAUACCAUAGAAUACAGUCCUUGAAAGAAAACUCCCUAAACUUAUGGCCUGAGCAUUGGUCCCCACAUUUCUGCCUUUCAUUAUUUAUGAACUGGGGUUCAAUGCUCAAAUGUUCCGGGUUCACACACAGAGAAAAGUGGCAUAUAUGCGACACGUGUAGGCCUUCGGGUAUUUUUAAAAUAUUUCUAGUGGCCUGACACAUAAGUCUGUGCACAUAAUAUUGUUUUCUGACAGUUUCUCCAGGCAGUUUUGUGGUUAUUUUUCCAUAGCUAGGAUUUUUAUUUACUGUCGUACAACCAAGCCAUUUCCGACACCCUUUUCCCCCCACCGGUAUAGAAUUAUCAUUUAUUUUUUGCUUAAUUCUUUCAAAAAUCAAUUGUCUGGGUUGAUGUGCCAUGUUUACAAAAAAAAAUUUAUUUGCAGAUGACAGAAAAUUUUAGUAAUUCUACCGGGUGACAAUUCUUAUAGGUUAUAACACACUAAAUAGCCACCACUAUAUAUUCUAUAUAAAAUGACAAGUUUUCACAAUGCUGCAAUACACACCUAGACCCAUUUUAAAUUUCUUUAACUUACAUUUUCUUGUAGAGCAACAUUAAUACUGUAAAAAUAUCCAAAGAAAAGUAGGGGUCAUGUUUGAUGCAAGAAAAAUAUUUCUGGUCAAACGGACACACCGUAAUUUUUACACUGAAAUGACAAUCACAAUUUAGGGUAGGGGUGUAUGAAUAAAUUUCACAUGUUAAAUGAGUUUGGAGUCUUUUUUCAACAUGCAAAUGCUACCAGUAUGUCAAGUAUAGGCAUGCAAUAUGAUUUCAACCAAUAUAUAGCAAUGAUUUCAAGGAAAAAUCCUUCUUACAGCAAAAAAAACUGAGAACUAUUUGAAUCCGCCAUUAUGCGACUACCAUUUUUUCAUAGGUGCUCAGGCUAUUUAGUGUCUGUAUGCCUUUAAGGUUAAUUUUGAUGUAUUUUCACUAUAGCUCAUUCUGAUUGGCUUAGAGCCAAAGGGAAGUAACCUUUUUUUAACCUUUGUACUGAGUUUCUUCCCCUUAAAUUCCAGGAAUUAGUCUAUUUUUAGAAAUCCUAUUUUUAGAUUUUCAAUAUUUUAGGUAUUUUUCUAACUUUUUUAUUAUAAGUCCUAUGUAAAAAGUAAAAACAUUUUUCCGUGGUAACAUGGGUCGGUAAGACACUUUUUUGUCUAAUAUUAGAGAUUUUAUAUAUUUACUAGUAUUACUAUACUAGUAUUAUACUAGUAUUACUUAUAUGUGGAAGCCCAGGAUGAAGUACUCCAAAGUAUUUUUAAGAUUCCUUAUGGUUGCCAUUCUUCUGUGACAAGACGGUAUGGUGGGGGUAUGAGUCACUCCUGUGACAGUUCUAGUUUGAACUAUUUUCAAACAGCCAUUAUUUGCUGAAAUAAUUUUUAUGAGUCUUUUGCUCUGAAUAAUAAUCAAUAUUUUGCUUCUUUUAUGUAGUUAUAUCGAAAUGUUUUGUGGAAUGUAAGAAAAUGGAUGAUAGUAACCAAUGUUAUUUGGAAUAUAGUUGGAUGAAAGGUUACUUGUUAUGGCCAUUUUCAAAUAAAAAAACUGGCAAUUUAAUUUGUAAUGCCUAUUUUUCAGUUUCCAUUGAUAAUUUGUUACUUGUAUACUAAAACUAAGCUCUAAACCUGUUCAAAUUUCAGUAGAAAAUUGUAGUUUCUUGAAUUGAAUUGAUGUUACCAUGGAAACAACCCGUGACCUAUAUAUCUAAAUGUAAAAUUCAAAAGCGUUGACACUGGUCUAUUUAAGGAACACAGCUUCGGCUUUUUAGCUCACCUGUGACAUAGUGUCAAGGUGAGCUUUUGUGAUCACCCUUCAUCCGUCGUCAGUCCGUGCGUCCGUCGUCGACUUCUUCUUGUCUGCACAAUAGAGGUUUCAUUUAUGAUUUUAUUUUAACCAAACUUGCACACAACUUGUAUCACCAUAAGAUCUUGGUUCUUUUCUUGAACUGGCCAGAUCCCAUCAUGGGUUCCAGAGUUACGGCCCCUGAAAGGGCAGAAUUAGCUAUUUUGACCUUGUCUGCACAAAUGCAGCUUCAUUUAUGAUUUUAUUUUAACCAAACUUGUUAAACGACAUAUACAUUUUAAGCUUAUAUUAGAAAGCUAACAUGCAUACUAGUAAAAUUAUCAAUUAUCCACACUUCCAACGGAUAUCAAUGAAACCAAAAUACACUGAAAAGUUUUAAAUAUCCGUAUUUUCCUUCUAUCAAUAUAAAAUACCUUUGGAGGGUCAUGUUCUUCAAACCUGGAUAAAAAUUGAACUUGAAGGGACAGAGAUAAACGAAAUCGAGAUUGUAGCAGUUAAAACAUCAUAUUACACGAAAUAGAAAAAAUUGCUGUGGUUCAGCUAAUUUGAAUUUACCCUGGUAACAAGGUAACCUACCUCCUUAAUAUUUGUUAAUCAUACCCUCUCAGUGACUCGCUUAAGUUCUACUUCUGUUUUCACUUGAAAUGAUUCACACAUUGACAAAUAAAGACUGACAAAUCAUU
Molecule: messenger RNA, 9064 nt
Organism: Mercenaria mercenaria
Lineage: Eukaryota; Metazoa; Mollusca; Bivalvia; Venerida; Veneridae
Product: cysteine protease atg4da-like
Exons: 9
Coding region: 84-2060 (658 amino acids)
Molecular function (GO): protein-phosphatidylethanolamide deconjugating activity
Source: RefSeq, a predicted model, not a curated record